UCAGUCAUCAGUCUUGAACAAACAACGCCGCCGCCCUCGGCUCUUUCGCCUCCUGCCGCCGCUUCCACUUCUGCUCAGUAGUCGUCCCGAGGACUGCACAUGAUGAAAACUGCACAUGGUGAAAAGCGACACAGAGUGAUGUCUAUUUGAUUCCUAUCUGGAUCACUCCUUCACGCACCUGUGACAUCUGGAGGAGGAGCAAGCGGGCCUGAACCACACAAAACGCAAAUCAUGGUAAGCGAUGGAGGGAGUGCUGGGCCUGCAGAAUACUGCCUACCUCGUCGCUCUUUGGACCCUCUUUGUCUCAUGACGAUUGGCUGCUCCUUGGUGGUUCCGAUUUCUCCGAGGAACUCCUCGAUGGUCUUGAGUUCUACACGGCUCACCGGCGCGUCCAAAGAACUCAAUCUCACUCGUGCUCUUGUAGAGAUGCUGCACGCGCACGGCGGACGAAGACGGUGUCUGUAAGGGCUGUGUAUUGGGUGACUCCCCCUUCCCUCCUCCUUCCUUACCGAGUACCAGCGAAGCAGACGCCUCCUGAGGUCACCGACUGUGUUGGGCUUCUCCCGCAGCACAAGGUUAAAGGAACGCCACGGAUAGACGUUGGACCACCGAAACCACACGGAGUACCCGUCGGGAUCUCUGUGCGUCAU
Molecule: messenger RNA, 650 nt
Organism: Vitrella brassicaformis
Lineage: Eukaryota; Vitrellaceae
Source: the annotation of a GenBank genome assembly